AUGGAGCUCCCACAUUUGCUGCAGAAGCAGUCGGAGCCAGAACAUGAAACUGUCAAGAGUCAACAGUACAUCCAGGUCAAAUAUCAGGUUCGAAGGCUGAAGGUGGCUUGCGUUUCCAUCCCUGAAGCUGGGCAUUUGGUGCCCACCGUCCAGGUGGCCAAGGCUCUGGCUUAUCGGGGACAUGAAGCGUACCUUGUGACCAUGGACAGCGCUGCCAGCAAGUUUGCCAAGGGCUGCGAGGCUGUAAAUUGCCGCUUCAGAGGUUUGGCCAAAGGCCUGGCUGGCUCAGAUGCAGGGCAUGGGCCAAUUGCAGAACUCAUGUCGAAAGGCUUGGUGGCUCAGGCUUUUUCGCAAUACAAUCACCUGAUGCAUCAGGAGCUGCUAGACUUGCUGCGGGAUGAGGGGCCCUUUGACAUGGUGCUGGCGGACUUUGCCACCAUGUCUGCUAUCCAGGUAGCAGAGGAAUUGAGCAUCCCUUGCGUCAUCAAUGUGCCAGGACCAGCAGAGCUUCUCAAGCACUUGAGUAUGUGGUUGGCAAUUCCCUUCUGCAGCGCUGUGUUCUUGGCCACCCGAAGCGUCCUGGAAACAAGACUCAUUUACAAAAUGUUCCUCGGGUUGAUCCCUGCAAUGAAACGUCAUGUGUGUUUGGUGAACAGUUUCUUCGGCCUGGAUGUGCCUUGCGCGCUGCCUGCCAACGUGAUCCUAACGGGUUCUACGGCUGUGCGGCCUGGAAAGGAAAGAAUUGCAUUGAAAGAAACUUCAGAUGAGAAAAUGAACGCAUGGUUGCAGCAGGUUCGAGCAGAAGGCCUUCGUAUUGUGUAUGUGACUAUGGGUAGCAUGCAAGUGCUCGAACAGUUCCAAUUGGAGGCACUCUUCUAUGGCCUCAAAUCUUUGACGCCCAAAGUUGCUGUAGCGUGGUCUUUGAAAGAAGAACAGCACCAGCAACUGCCUGGUGGCAUUGAAGCGUUGCCAUCGCAUUUUUUUGUGCAGAAAUGGCUGCCGCAAGGCAAAGCUGGGAAGGGACGGGCUCCAGGCAGCAUUUCAUCAGCUCCAGCUUGGAUUGAGUGA
Messenger RNA from Cladocopium goreaui, 1068 nucleotides. Lineage: Eukaryota; Dinophyceae; Suessiales; Symbiodiniaceae. The record is from the annotation of a GenBank genome assembly.